AUGGACGUUCCACCCAGCCCACCGUCAAGCAAAAUAUCACAGCGUCGGUUAGAAAUCGAAGCAAAGAAGCAGAAGCUAGAGGAACUACGGCGACAGAGACGUGACAGACUACGCGAUAAACAACGGCCUCCUUCAGAAGCUAGCUCCUCUGGGCCGCCACCAUCUACGAAGGAUAUCAAUGACUUGAUCUCGCAGUUGGUUCCGAGCAAAGGCGCAGACAGUGGCGACCUUACUCCUCUGUCUGUUCCUGGUACACCGUCGUUAGGGCAAACAGCGAAUCUAGGACCAUCUGCGCUCUCCAAUUCUGGUUCGGGGAGGGCAAGUAGGCAGAGCGACUUUAUUGGUCUCGGGCUAUCGUUGCCACCUACGGCAAAUGCAGGCACAGACCAUGUUAUCGACAGAGUCAUGACACCCAGGAUACAGCCUGACCUCAUUGAUGUCAGUCGAGAACUAUUCGAGCUACCCCAGCGGGAACGCGUCGUGUAUAACAAAGAGGUGCAAACCGCGGGGGUAGAGAUGGGCACUUUGACUGAGGAAGCGGAGGAAGAUCAGGAGCGGAUACAGCGCGAGCGCGAUGCUGAAGCUGAGCGACUUGCUCUGGAGAACGACAUCGAGGCGGAAUCCAUCCAGCUUGAGAAGGAAAUAGAGGAGGAGAUCAAAGAGUUGACUGAGGAGGAGCGAGCCACUAUACUAGUGCUACCUGAAUUCCUCGAAUUUGUGGAACACUCCUCCAAGAUCCUACAGCGAGCCUUGAACGAUAACUACGACUACAUCCGCGAUUAUACUGUCGACACGGAGUCCGGCGGUGACGACUCAGAGGGCCGUCGGGUCAAACGCGUUUGUGAGUUCUGGGACGAGCGAUACGUCAAGAAUCGUUCCAUAACCGACGUGGAUUGGUCACCUAAGUAUCCUGAACUCAGCGUAGCGUCUUAUAACAAGAACCCUGCCGCUCUCAACGAACCGGACGGUAUCGUCGCCGUAUGGAACUUGCACAUGUUAGAACGACCUGAGUUUGUCUUCCACUCACAAUCUGAUGUUCUGUCUGUUACAUUCUCGCCAUUCCACGCGAAUCUCGUCUUCGGAGGCACGUACUCAGGCCAAAUAUUGCUUUGGGAUACCCGAUCAAAGCACCUGCCUGUGCUCAAGACCCCACUGUCUGCCGCUGGUCAUACGCAUCCUGUAUACGCCAUGCAAAUGGUUGGAACGCAGAACGCCCAUAAUUUGAUCAGCAGCAGCACAGAUGGCAUGGUUUGUAGUUGGCUAGUCGAUAUGCUUGCGCAACCCCAAGAGACGUUGGAGCUAGUACAUGCAGGACACAGCAAGACAGGGGAAGUUGCGAUUACUACAAUGGAUUUCCCCGACAACGAAACGACGACGUUCUGGGUUGGAACGGAAGAAGGCAACGUAUAUCAAGCGCACCGCUACGACCGGGCGGGGUCGAAAGCAGGCUUAAAUCAAUACGACGUCUACAAGGGGCACUCAGGCCCAGUCAUGGGGCUGCACUUCCACCCUCUCACAGGCCCAAUUGACUUCUCCGACUUGUUCCUGACGUGUUCCGUGGACUGGACGGUGAAGCUGUGGAGGGCGAAGUCGCUUGCGAAGUCAUCAAACACCCCGCAUAGCAUAUCGCCGAUAUAUUCAUUCGACGAAGCUGAUGACUACGUUUACGAUGUCAAAUGGCAUCCGGAACAUCCAGCGCUCUUCGGCAUGGUUGAUGGUUCUGGCAAGUUUGAUCUUUGGAAUUUGAAUGUGGAUACGGAGGUACCUGUCGUGUCUACUCCGGUGGGCUCCGGAAGAGCCAUAAACAAGAUGAAAUGGGACGGAAAGGAGGGACGCCGAGUGGCUCUCGGAGGAAGCGAUGGUCGCUUGUAUGUCUAUGACAUCGGCGACAUGGCUAUCCCAAGGGAUGGGGAAUGGAACGAGCUGCAGAAGACGGUGGUUGGCAUGGUUGGCGGAGGGGGACAGACGAAUGGCGUGCUCGAAACCGAUGCCUCCAAGCCCGCUACUCGAUGA
Messenger RNA from Pleurotus ostreatus (oyster mushroom), 2013 nucleotides. RefSeq lists its product as uncharacterized. The coding region runs from base 1 to 2013 and encodes 670 amino acids. The record is from RefSeq and is a predicted model, not a curated record. Gene Ontology annotation, cellular component: cytoplasmic dynein complex. The transcript has 9 exons. NCBI's taxonomy places the organism in Eukaryota, Fungi, Basidiomycota, Agaricomycetes, Agaricales, Pleurotaceae. Gene Ontology annotation, biological process: transport along microtubule. Gene Ontology annotation, molecular function: dynein light chain binding; dynein heavy chain binding.